Messenger RNA from Molossus molossus (Pallas's mastiff bat), 1666 nucleotides. RefSeq names its product cytochrome P450 4F22. Lineage: Eukaryota; Metazoa; Chordata; Mammalia; Chiroptera; Molossidae. Gene Ontology annotation, molecular function: oxidoreductase activity, acting on paired donors, with incorporation or reduction of molecular oxygen; monooxygenase activity; iron ion binding. Gene Ontology annotation, biological process: ceramide biosynthetic process. The transcript has 13 exons. The record is from RefSeq and is a predicted model, not a curated record. Gene Ontology annotation, cellular component: endoplasmic reticulum membrane. Bases 71 to 1666 code for a protein of 531 amino acids.
GGCGCGGUCAGAACCGAGGUGGCGGCGCAGGUGGAUACGGAUUGAGGGCCUGAGGCCGAGACCCAAGGGGAUGCUGCCCAUCACAGGACAUGUGCUGCGCCUUCUGGGACUGGAGAAGACCACCUUCCGCUUGUAUGCCCUGUCUGUGCUCCUGCUCUCCCUGCUCUUCUUCCUCUUCCGCCUGCUGCUGCGGUUCCUGAGGCUCUGCUGGCGCUUCCGCGUCACCUGCCGCCGGCUGCGCUGCUUCCCGCAGCCGCCCGGGGGCAGCUGGCUGCUGGGCCACCUGAACACGUAUCUCCCGAAUGAGACGGGCCUCCAGAAUGAGAAGAAGGUGCUGGACAACAUGCACCAUGUAAUUCUGGUGUGGAUUGGACCUGUCCUGCCACUCUUGGUUCUGGUGCACCCUGACUACAUCAAACCCCUUUUGGGAGCUUCAGCUGCCAUUGCCCCCAAGGAUGACCUUUUCUAUGGCUUCCUGAAACCUUGGCUGGGAGAUGGGCUGCUGCUCAGCAAAGGUGACAAGUGGAGCCGGCACCGCCGCCUGCUGACACCUGCCUUCCACUUUGACAUCCUGAAGCCCUACAUGAAGACAUUCAACCAGUGCACCAACAUCAUGCAUGCUAAAUGGCGGCGCCUGGCAGAGGGUCCAGUGGUCUCCCUUGACAUGUUUGAGCAUGUCAGCCUCAUGACCCUGGACAGUCUUCAGAAAUGUGUCUUCAGCUACAAUAGCAACUGCCAAGAGAAGAUGAGUGAUUACAUCUCAGCCAUCAUUGAACUGAGCGCACUGGCGGUCCGACGCCAGUAUCGCCUGCACCACUACAUUGACUUUAUCUACUACUGCACAGCAGAUGGGCAGCGUUUUCGUCAUGCCUGUGACACCGUGCACCGCUUCACCACGGAGGUCAUCCAGGAGCGGCGGCGGGCACUACGCCAGCAGGGGGCUGAGGCCUGGCUCAAGUCCAAGCAGGGCAAGACCUUGGAUUUCAUCGAUGUGUUGCUCCUGGCUAAGGAUGAAGAUGGAAAGGAACUGACAGAUGAAGACAUCCGAGCUGAGGCGGACACCUUUAUGUUUGAGGGUCAUGACACAACAUCCAGCGGGCUCUCGUGGGUAUUGUUUAACUUGGCCAAGUACCCAGAGUACCAGGAGAAGUGCCGGGAAGAGAUCCAGGAAGUCAUGAAAGGCCGGGAGCUGGAGGAGCUGGAGUGGGAUGACCUGGCUCUGCUGCCCUUCACCACUAUGUGCAUCAAGGAGAGCCUACGCCAGUUCCCACCUGUGACCCUGGUCUCCCGCCGCUGCACAGAGGACAUCAAGCUCCCAGAUGGGCGGAUCAUCCCCAAAGGAAUCAUCUGCCUGGUCAGCAUCUAUGGAACCCACCACAACCCCAUAGUGUGGCCUGACUCCAAGGUGUACAACCCCUAUCGCUUUGACCCGGAAAACCCACAGCAGCGCUCCCCGCUGGCCUUUGUGCCCUUCUCCGCAGGCCCCAGGAAUUGCAUCGGCCAGAGUUUCGCCAUGGCCGAGAUGCGCGUGGCAGUAGCGCUGACGCUACUGCGCUUCCGCCUGAGCGUGGACCGAACACGCAAAGUGCGGCGGAAGCCGGAACUCAUCCUGCGCACCGAGAACGGCAUCUGGCUCAACGUGGAGUCUCUAUCUCCACAGGCCUGA